AUGGCUCAUGGCCUGAAACCAUUGCUGAGGGCUCAUGACCUCCUCCAGGCCCAUCUGUGCAUCAGAGUAGGCAACAACGCCGCUAACCAUGUCAUAGAUAUCAGGAAAGACACCUAUGAAAUAUUUGCUGAACCGGUUGAUCCAAAUGAGGUUGAGAAUUAUUAUACAAUUGUCAAGCAGCCUAUGGAUUUUGGCACUAUGAGGGCUAAACUACACGAGGGAAUGUAUAAGACUCUACAACAAUUUGAGGUUGAAGUUUACAAACAUUGGUCAUGCAAUCAUGAUGUUUUUCUAAUAUUCAAUAAUGCGAUGAAUUUUAAUCCUCCCGGUACCAUAUACUUCAAACAGGCCCGUGUUAUAGGUGAGUUGGCUAAGAAAGUUUUUGAUGUAUUAAGAACCGAUCCUGAGAAGUUUGAAAUAGAGUUCUCAGAAACAAGGCAGCAAGUGGGUAAAAAAAACCAAAGAGAUUUUACGGAUUCAACACACGUUAAAUCCAAUAAAACAAUUAUUGAAGUCCCCUCACAUAAUGUGUCAUGUUCUUCCCAUGUUACGUCUAGCCGAAAAAUUGCCAAGACAAGUUUUCAUGACACCUCUAAGCAUGAUCAUGCUAGAGAUGUAGAGGUUCAUACAGGUAACAAAGACAUUCACAUAUGUACAUCUGUUGCAGUUGAUAGGCAUUGUACUUAUCGACGUUUUUACCGGGACGAGCCAAUAGUUUCAACAAUAUAUGAUGAUAGAUUAAAACUACUUGAGCAUGUUAGUCAACAAGAUAAUGGCUACAAAGAUAGCUUGAUGUUGUUUGUUAAAGAUUUAGGACCUACUGCCCAAAAUAUAGCUAAAAGAAAAUUACUUGGAUGUGAAAUUCGUACUGCAUCCGCUUUUUCUCCUGCAAGCUAUAUGUCGAUGUCUCAAAAUCCCUUGAAUAAAAUGAGAAGCUUCAAGGGAAAGACUAAUCUAGAGAUUGACGGUGAAGGAAAAAAGAUUGAAGGGUCUUCUUGUUCUAAUUAUCUAGAUUCAACUAAUUGUGUAGAAAAAUUUAAUCGCUCUAAUUGUGGAUCCAAAGAAUCUGACAAAAAGUCUAGGACGACAUUGGACAAGAAUCAAGAACAACUAUCACUGUCAACUCAAGAUAAAUGUCAAACAAAUAUUUUAGAGUCAAGGUUAGAAAGCAAUUACAAACUUCCACCGCGACCCUGGCUCUUGGUAAGUAAUGAAUAUGUUUCACAUUCCAAUCAAGAUAAAAUCUAUAUGCAAAAAUCAACUGCAGAGUGUGUAAUAGGUGAAUGUGAAAAUACAGAAGCACAAUGUUCAACUGUACCAUUGGCUUCCAAUUUUGUUUUCAAUCUUCCAUAUUUGAAGACACGUCUUGAUCAGAUAGACUCCUCAGAACAAUACAAACUCUUAUAG
Molecule: messenger RNA, 1407 nt
Organism: Medicago truncatula (barrel medic)
Lineage: Eukaryota; Viridiplantae; Streptophyta; Magnoliopsida; Fabales; Fabaceae
Exons: 7
Coding region: 1-1407 (468 amino acids)
Molecular function (GO): protein binding
Source: RefSeq, a predicted model, not a curated record